CUAGCUGCCAAUUGACAGUACAACCAAUAGUACGGCGGCUCUUGACCAGCCUGGCUUGCAUGCGAUACAAAGCGGCCCGGUUCACCCUAUCGCAUGCCUGGUUAAAUGCUACUCCUAACCUUAUUUGGGCCCUCUACUAUAUAGAGGUAUCUUGCCAUGGCCAGGUGCCAGAUGGUACCGCUCAAUUGCAAGGCUUCACGUCGUUCCAUCGAUUCGAACAAGAGGUCUUUGCGCAACACACACUCGGUGGAAACACCCGCCCACGCGAUUUAGGCGACUCAAUUUGAAAAGGGGUGGCCCCGCGGUGUUACUCAUCACCAGCCAGCUACUAUUGAUUGACUGAACCUCGGUCUACUCCCGUGGAUUUGUGAAGUGGGGGGCCUAUAUAACUUGAGCCCAUUGACCUCUUUCUUGCCGAUUGCUCGUCCAGAGUCGAUCGUUUAACAGCUCCUUAACCCUUGCCGACCUUGACAGGUGCUCCUGUUCAGUACGUCGACGUCAGUCAGCAUAAGCAAUUCAAAUCAGUCUGACCAGCUGUCC
Saitoella complicata NRRL Y-17804 is the source of this 540-nucleotide messenger RNA. RefSeq lists its product as uncharacterized. The coding region runs from base 60 to 287 and encodes 75 amino acids. The transcript has a single exon. The record is from RefSeq and is a predicted model, not a curated record. NCBI's taxonomy places the organism in Eukaryota, Fungi, Ascomycota, Saitoellomycetes, Saitoellales, Saitoellaceae.